GAAGAAACAAAAAAAAGACAAAUAGAGUGGUUUGCUGAUUUCAAUUACACACAGUGGUGAUCUCCCACUAAAACCUCUUUACCGGAGCAUCGAGUCCAAAAUCCUCAACCCAACCCCAACCCAACCCAGGCGGCUCUGAAUCGGUUCGUCUUCCUUGGUUGGGCAGAGAGAUUGUUAUGGCUUCCAACAAAGUUCUCAUGGUCGCCGAGAAGCCCAGCAUAGCUCUUUCAAUAGCCAACGUUCUCUCCCGCGGUCAAAUGUCUACAAGAAAGGCUAGCACGGACGUACAUGAAUUUGAAGGAACAUUUCGUGGAUUCCAUGUACAGUUUAAAGUGACAUCAGUUAUUGGGCAUGUUUUCAGUCUAGAUUUUCCAGAAACAUAUCAAAACUGGACAGUCACUGAUCCUCUGGAUCUUUUUCAAGCUCCAGUUCGCAAGGCAGAAGCAAAUCCAAAGGCUCAUAUUCGCAGGCAUUUAAGCCAAGAAGCUCGGGGUUUUGGUAACUUGGUUUUAUGGCUGGAUUGUGAUCGUGAAGGAGAAAACAUUUGUUUUGAAGUUAUUGAUUGUAUUGGCCACACAAAUGAAACUAAAAGAAAGAUUUAUCGUGCACGAUUUUCUUCUGUUACCGAGAAAGACAUUUUGAAGGCCAUGGACAACCUUGUUGAACCUAACAAAGAUGAGGCAUUGGCUGUAGAUGCUCGACAAGAGAUAGAUUUGAAAGUCGGAGUUGCAUUUACACGAUUUCAAACAAGUUUUUUUCAGGGGAAAUAUGGAAAUCUCGAUGCCAGAGUUAUCUCCUAUGGGCCAUGUCAAACUCCUACCCUUGGUUUUUGUGUACAGCGCUAUUUGCAGAUAAAUACGUUUAAACCUGAAAAAUUCUGGUCUGUACGCCCUUACAUAUUACAAAGUGGCUAUGAACUUCAGCUAGACUGGGAGCGUAACAAAUUGUUUGACGUCGAUGUUGCCGUGAUGUUUCAAAAGUUAGUAAUGGAAGAUGGAAUUGCAGAAGUGACUGAAAUAUCAGAAAAGCAGGAAAGCAAAGGUCGUCCUUCUGGUCUUAACACAGUGAAUCUUCUAAAGAUUGCUUCAAGUGCACUAGGCUUUGGCCCACAAAUGGCUAUGCAAGUUGCUGAACGCUUGUAUACUCAAGGCUUCAUCAGCUAUCCGCGUACUGAGAGCACAGCCUAUCCUUCUUCUUUUGACUUUAGAGGCACACUUGGUGCACAAGUAAAUAACCCGGUAUGGGGUAGUUAUGUACAGAGGCUGCUCACUGACGGUUAUCAAAAACCACGAUCUGGGACAGAUGCAGGUGAUCAUCCUCCUGUUACUCCAUUGAGGUCUGCAACUGAGGAUAUGCUGGGAAAUGAUGCGUGGAGAUUAUACGAGUAUGUCUGUAAACACUUCAUAGGGACUGUAUCUCCUGACUGCAAGUAUGUAAGAACAAAGGCAGAAUUUUCAAUUGGUGGAGAGUUCUUCCAUUGUGUAGGACAACGUGUUUUGGUGAAGGGAUUUACUUCUAUUAUGCCAUGGUUAGCAGUAAAUGAGAAAAAUCUUCCUCAAUUUACAAAAGGCGAGAAAAUAGAAGUUGGCAGAGUGGACCUUCAUGAGGGUAUGACCUCACCUCCAGAAUAUCUAAGUGAGAGUGAGCUAAUUUCGCUUAUGGAGAAGAAUGGAAUCGGCACGGAUGCAUCAAUAUCUGUUCAUAUUAACAACAUAUGUGAGCGCAAUUAUGUGCAGGUACAAGCUGGCAGGAAGUUGGUUCCAACUGCCUUAGGUAUUACUCUAAUAAGAGGCUAUCAAUGUAUUGAUCCAGAUCUGUGUUUGCCAGAUAUCCGCAGUUUUAUUGAGCAGCAGAUUACUCUUGUUGCUAAGGGUCAAGCAGAUCAUUUUUGUGUUGUGCAGCAUGUUCUACAACAGUUCCGACAAAAAUACAGUUAUUUUGUAAAGCAGAUUGAAAACAUGGAUGCAUUAUUUGAAGCUCAAUUCUCUCCACUUGCUGACUCAGGACGAGUUCUCAGUAAAUGUGGCAAAUGUCUACGGUAUAUGAAGCACAUUUCCACUCAACCUUCUCGUCUCUACUGUAAUACAUGCGAAGAGGUUUAUUAUCUUCCUCAGAAUGGUACCAUUAAGCUCUACAAGGAACUUACGUGCCCUCUGGAUAACUUUGAGCUAUUAAUCUGCUCCAUGCCUGGCCCAGAUGGCAAGUCAUUUUCUCUUUGCCCUUACUGCUACAAUAGUCCUCCAUUUGAAGGUAUCGACACUCUCUUUGGAGCUGCAAAAUCUGGUUCAUCUGGCAAGCUGGGAAAGGGGGCUGGCAUGCCAUGCUUCCUUUGCCCACAUCCCACAUGUCGACAUUCAUUGAUAUCCCAAGGAGUCUGUGCUUGCCCUGAAUGUAGUGGAACUCUUGUUCUAGACCCCGUAAGUGCUCCCAAGUGGCGACUAUGUUGCAACAUGUGCAAUUUCCUUGUGCUCCUCCCCCAAGGGGCUCAUCAAAUCUCCACUACUCCAGAGCGGUGUCCUGAGUGUGACUCGACAAUCAUAGAAGUGGACUUUAAUAAAAAGACAACACCCUUGGAAGAUGGGGCGACCCUAUAUACUGGUUGUAUUCUUUGUGAUGAGUUACUCCAUUCACUAGUGGAGAUGAAGUACGGAAAGUCCUUUUUCAGAGGUUCAAGAGGAAGGGGUAGAGGAUCAAGGAGAGGUAGGGGAAGAGGGCGGGGUACUGGGAAAAUGGUGGAUCCUAAAAUGAGCUUCCGUGAUUUUUGAGCCAUAUGUAUGUGAUUAAUUAUUUUUUUGGUCAUCAAUGCCAUUUUUUUUUUUUUUUUUUUUGGAGCUUCUGUAAUGUAACAAUCAUACAACAAGAUAAUUGAAAUCCAUUUAUAUUCGACCUCUAAAUUUAACAUUUGACCUC
Messenger RNA from Rosa rugosa (rugosa rose), 2910 nucleotides. Its product is annotated as DNA topoisomerase 3-beta. The transcript is spliced from 15 exons. NCBI's taxonomy places the organism in Eukaryota, Viridiplantae, Streptophyta, Magnoliopsida, Rosales, Rosaceae. Gene Ontology annotation, molecular function: DNA topoisomerase type I (single strand cut, ATP-independent) activity; DNA binding. The coding region runs from base 177 to 2765 and encodes 862 amino acids. The record is from RefSeq and is a predicted model, not a curated record. Gene Ontology annotation, biological process: DNA topological change. Gene Ontology annotation, cellular component: nucleus.